Messenger RNA from Strongylocentrotus purpuratus (purple sea urchin), 5171 nucleotides. RefSeq names its product xanthine dehydrogenase/oxidase (gene xdh). The transcript has 33 exons. Gene Ontology annotation, molecular function: 2 iron, 2 sulfur cluster binding; iron ion binding; xanthine dehydrogenase activity. Lineage: Eukaryota; Metazoa; Echinodermata; Echinoidea; Camarodonta; Strongylocentrotidae. Bases 321 to 4337 code for a protein of 1338 amino acids. The record is from RefSeq and is a predicted model, not a curated record.
AAACGCGACGAGGGUGUCGUUGAGUGAACACGGGAGCUUUGCCUUUCAUAAACUUAUUCGCUUAGCUUUUUCUAAUGGUCUGGUACAUAAAUGACACAAACUAUUAUCUGCAAUUUGUCAAUACUGAAUGCUUGGAGCGGAGAACCUAGAAGGGAAUAGAGUAAAGAUUCAUUCGGUGCUUGAAAAGACCCGGAGGGGAGUGUUGAAUAGAGCUGAGCUGAGAACCGUUAGUCAGGGUCAGACGUCUUCUAAACAUUUCUAACAAGGUCUUUGAAAAUAGCAAGACACUCGCUGAAGAGGAAGUUUCUUGUAGCGUAAGAAUGGAGACUACAGAGUAUGGAGGAUCUGUACUUCUAUUCUUCUGCAAUGGCAAAAAGGUCAUUGAGAAAAGCCCUGAUCCAGAAAUGACGCUUCUAGUUUAUCUCCGCAAGAAAUUGGGUUUAACUGGAACCAAGCUGGGAUGUGCUGAAGGAGGAUGUGGAGCUUGCACCGUCAUGGUGUCAUCGUAUGACAGAAACACCAGCAAAAUAGUUCACCAUGCAGUGAAUGCCUGCCUAGCUCCUGUGUGCACUGUACAUGGUGCUGCGGUGACCACUGUAGAAGGUAUCGGAAGCACCAAGACCAAACUACAUCCAGUCCAGGAACGAAUUGCCAAGGCUCAUGGGUCACAGUGUGGUUUCUGUACUCCAGGCAUUGUCAUGUCCAUGUAUGCGCUACUGAGAAACAAACCCCAACCAACCAUGGAUGACAUUCAUGGUGCCUUCGAGGGGAAUCUGUGUCGUUGUACCGGGUACAGACCCAUUCUGCAAGCUUACAAGACAUUCACUAAGAAGGGUGGCUGCUGUGGCGGAGGUAGCGGAGGUAGCUGUCAGAAUGGUCCGUGUCAAAGCAACAAUGCCGACAACAAAGAGGAGUCAGGUCUGUUGUUUGACCCCAAGGAAUUCUCCAAGUAUGAUCCUUCUCAAGACCUCAUCUUUCCACCAGACCUAUUGCUUAGUGCAAAUGAACCUGCACAGACAGUUCGCUUCCAAGGGGAACGUGUGACAUGGUACCAACCGGUGACCUUGGAUGAACUUCUUGACCUCAAGGUCAAAUACCCUCAUGCAAAGCUCAUUGGUGGUAAUUCAGAGAUUGGCGUUGAGGUUAAAUUUAAGAACCAGCUCUAUCCGGCCUUGGUAUCAGUGACCCAGAUACCUGACCUGACCCAGAUAAAGGUCACUGCUGAUGGAGUGGUUGUAGGGUCAUCGGUCAGUCUAACACGAAUGGAUGAAUUCUUUAAAGGUUAUAUCAAUGAGCACCCUGGUCACACAACCAGAAUAUUUGCUGCCAUUGUUGAAAUACUGAGAUGGUUUGCGGGUCCACAGAUCAGAAAUGUCGCUGCUGUUGGAGGCAACAUUGUGACUGGUAGUCCCAUCUCAGACUUAAACCCCAUAUUCAUGGCUGCUAGGUGCACCUUAGAAUUGGUAUCAAAAUCUCAAGGUUCAAGACAUGUUGUGAUGGAUGAGAACUUCUUUACUGGAUACAGGAGAAACAUUAUCCAACCUGAUGAGGUUCUUAAAUCAAUAACUGUUCCAUUCACUAAAGGGAAUGAGUACUUUAAUGGUUACAAGCAAUCACCUCGACGUGAAGACGACAUCGCCAUUGUGAAUGCUGGUAUGAGAGUGGUGUUGGAUGAAGAGAGUAACAUAAUCCAGGAUGUGAGUCUAGCAUAUGGAGGCAUGGCAGCUACUACUGUACUAGCUCUCAAGACCAUGCAGAAACUACUUGGAAAGAAGUGGGAUGAGUCGAUGCUUGAAGCCACUUUCUCGUCCCUUGCUCACGAUCUACCCCUCCCUGCUGGUUCCCCUGGGGGUAUGGAGUCUUACAGGAAAUCUCUAACCGUCAGUUUCUUCUUCAAGUUUUAUCUCAUGGUUUUGGAACAGAUUUCAGCCAAUCAGCCGUCAAUCACCAGUGAAAGCAUUCCAUCCAACUUUAAAUCGGCUACUUCAGUACACCACCAGCAAGAAAUAAAUGCUACACAAUUCUAUCAGGAGGUUGCCCCAGGACAACCCAAACAAGAUCCUGUUGGACGUCCACUUGUCCACAAGUCUGCUUACAAACAGACCACCGGGGAAGCAAUCUACAUUGAUGAUAUGCCUAGUAUAGCAGGUGAGCUGUAUCUGGCUUUUGUCAUGAGCCAGAAAGCACAUGCAAAAAUCAUAUCGGUUGAUCCGUCCAAGGCGCUGUCACUAGAGGGCGUGCAUGAUUUUGUAAGCCACAAGGAUGUGUUGGGGAGUAAUCAAGUAGGAUCUGUGUUCCGUGACGAAGAGCUGCUGGCAUCAACAGAGGUUCACCAUGUAGGACAGCCAAUAGGAGCUAUAGUAGCAGACACACAGGCCUUGGCACAGAGAGGAGCAAAACUAGUACAGAUACAGUAUGAGGAAUUAGAACCUAUUAUUACUAUUGAGGAUGCCAUUGCCAAGCAGUCUUUCUUCCCUAUCACCAAAGGCUUACAGAACGGCAAUGUUGCAGAGGCCUUGGAGAAGUCCGAUCAUGUGAUCGAGGGUGAGAUGAAGGUCGGAGGUCAAGAGCAUUUCUACCUUGAGACGCAGUGUGCCUUUGCCAUCCCUAAAGGAGAGGAUGGAGAGAUGGAGAUCUUCCUAUCGACACAACAUCCCACAGAAGCUCAAAAAAUCACCUCCAUAGCUCUGGGUAUCCCAUUCAAUCGUGUUGUAUGUCGUACCAAGCGGAUCGGAGGAGGGUUUGGAGGCAAGGAAAGUAGAAGCUCGAUGCUAGCUGCAAUAAGUGCUCUGGCUGCAAACAAACUGAACCGACCUGUGAGGUUUAUGAUGGACAGAGAUGAGGACAUGAUGUCAACAGGAGGUAGGAAUCCCUUCCUGGGUCGCUACAAGGUUGGUUUUACCAACGAGGGCAAACUCACUGCUUUGGACAUUGAGAUGUAUGGCAAUGCUGGAUUCAGCUAUGAUCUCUCUGCUGCUGUACUGGAAAGAGCAGUGACUCAUAUUGACAAUGUCUACCACUUCCCUGUCACGCGGGUCUAUGGUCGUCUCUGUCGGACCAACCUACCGUCCAACACAGCAUUCCGAGGCUUUGGUGGGCCACAGGCGAUGGUCAUCUGUGAAUCCUUCAUGACAGACAUCGCCAUCAAGUUAGGGCUCUCACAAGAAAAGGUGAGAGAGUUGAACUUCUAUACGGAAGGUGAUGUGACCCCAUGUAAGCAGGUAUUGACUGGAUGCCAGCUGACACGAUGCUGGGACCAGUGCCUUGAGAAGAGCAACUAUGAAACCAGAAGGAAGAAUGUGGAUAUUUUUAACAGUGAGAACAGAUGGAAGAAGAGAGGUCUUGCCAUAACUCCAACCAAGUUUGGUAUAGCCUUUACUGCUCGCUUCCUGAACCAGGCCGGUGCUCUUGUCCACAUCUACACCGAUGGUUCCGUCCUGGUGACCCACGGUGGGAUUGAGAUGGGUCAGGGGCUUCAUACCAAGAUGAUCCAGGUCGCAUCAAGAACUCUAGGUAUCCCGGAGAGUAAGAUUCACCUGUCAGAGACUGACACCAGUAAGGUACCCAACACCUCACCCACGGCCGCCAGCACUGGGUCUGAUCUCAACGGCAGGGCUAUCGAGAAUGCUUGUCAGACUCUUGUACAGAGAUUAGAGCCUUACAUGCAUGCCAGCCCUAAAGGCAACUGGGAUGAGUGGGUUGAUGCAGCAUAUAGGGACAGAGUGAGCCUAUCUAGUACAGGUUUCUACAAGACCCCUGAUCUGACGUAUGACUGGGAGAAGAACGAAGGCAAGCUGUUCAAUUAUUUCUCUUGGGGUGUGGGUGUGUCCGAAGUGGAGAUCGACUGCCUGACUGGAGAUCAUCGCACUCUCAGGACGGACAUCGUCAUGGAUGUCGGAAACAGCAUCAACCCUGCCAUCGACAUCGGCCAGAUUGAAGGUGCCUUUACCCAGGGCUAUGGAUUGUUCACCCUUGAAGACCACCGAUGGAGUCCUAAGGGUCACCUUCUGACCAGGGGACCAGGCUUCUACAAGAUACCAGGCUUUGGUGAUGUACCUCCAGAGUUCAACGUGUCCCUCCUGCAGAACGCCGCAAACCAUAACAACACUUGUUCUUCAAAGGCUGUUGGUGAGCCUCCUCUCUUCCUUGGCUCCUCUGUCUUCUUCGCCAUCAAGGAUGCCAUCUUGGCGGCCAGAUCUGAUGAAGGCCUGGGAAACUUCAUGCUCCACAGUCCAGCAGUGGCUGAACGAAUUAGACUAGCCUGUGUCGACCAAUUCACAAAAUGGUUUCCAGAUGCCGAACCAGGAACGUACACACCUUUCUUUGUGAGACCCUAGACGGAAUGGACAGGCUCCCAUGCCAAGUUCUGUUCUGUAGUGCUUAUGUGUGGUAUUUCCAGAAGAACAUUCUACUACUUAAUAAUAAUAACUCUUAACAGCAUUCUCGAUAUCUUGCACAAAUUUCUAUGAAUAUUUCUGAUGUUUUGUCAACUAAAAUCAUAAAAUGUAAUUCUUGAAGUCAUGCAUGCUUCAUUAUUGUAUAGACGUGCUUUAUAUUUAAACAUACGAAUGUCUGCAUUAAUGCCAUAGAAAUCAUAAGUACAUGUAAUUGAUUUAGUAAAUUUUGAAGAUCUUGAAAAGAUCAAACUGUUAUAAAUCAUGUUAUCAAAGUAUUUUAUACCAAAAUAUAGAGUGACUGUAUUUAUGGAAUUGAGAUAAUCUAUUAACUAUUUAACAUACAUGCUUACCGGUAUAACUUAUUCAUCGUAUAUAACUAUCAAGAAUAUUGCAUUUCUUUUUUUCAAACAUUAUACCUAAAUCAUGUCAAUAAACAAUAAGAUUAGCUUGGUGGAUACAUGUACAAAACGGGUUGAAGUCCAUACCGUCCAUUUGGAGCCAGAAGGGCAUUAACUCACAUUAACUUGUAUACUGGCUCGGAAUAUAACGGUUUUAUAUUAAUCUAAUCAUGCUGUGUUAAACUACCUAAUCUCUACUUUGCAAUUCACACACCCCGAGUUCUACGAUAUCCGGAAUCCUGUGUACAAGGCACACUUUCUUUAAUUCAUGAACAUUUGGGACGUACAUGUACCUUCAAAACAGGAUUCAGUGACUUAUGAUGAUGUUGUGGUAUUUACACGAGUCAUAUGAAUCUCAUGAAGGUGGGGCUCUGUA